Anneissia japonica is the source of this 1487-nucleotide messenger RNA. RefSeq lists its product as uncharacterized. The annotation marks the transcript as partial. The record is from RefSeq and is a predicted model, not a curated record. The transcript has a single exon. Gene Ontology annotation, molecular function: nucleic acid binding. Lineage: Eukaryota; Metazoa; Echinodermata; Crinoidea; Comatulida; Comatulidae.
ACAAAGUUGAGUGGGAUGAAGAAAUAUCGAAUUCCGAACUUCGAGCUAGCUGGACUCAAUGGGAACAAGAACUAAUAUUCAUUAGCCAAGUUAGCCUACCAAGACAUUAUAUCAAAUUGAAGGAUGCCACAUACCAGUUACACGUGUUCUGUGAUUCAUCCGAAAAAGCCUAUGGAGCAGUCAGCUAUCUUCGUGGAGAGCGUGAUGGUAAGGUAGAGACGGCAUUUGUGAUUGCAAAAUCCAAGGUUGCCCCACGAAAGCAAUUAAGCAUGCCAAGAUUAGAGCUAUGUGCUGCACUGAUUGGAGCAAAACUUAUCGACUUUCUUGUAAACACCUUGACAAUUCCUGUAAGCGGAAAGCAUCUAUGGAGCGACUCAACUACAGUACUUACAUGGAUCACAUCAGAAACCUGUAGGUUCAAGGUUUUCGUUGGAACUAGAGUUGCAGAGAUUUUGCACUUAACUGAUGGGAUGGACUGGCACUAUGUGCCUACAGCAGAGAAUGUGGCAGAUGAUAUCACUAGAGGCAUGUCCUUACGAGAUAUUGCCAGCAACCAAAGAUGGCAGUAUGGCCCAUCUUUCCUAACUCAAGCUAGAGAGCAUUGGCCAGUGAUGCCCAAUCUCCAAGAUUGCCCUAAAUGUGAUGCUGAAAUCAAGAAAAGUGUUUUCAGUGGGUUAGUCGGUAUCAAUGUUGCAGAUAGUGAGAUAGACGAGUUAAAGAACUUUGAAAAACUUAUACUCUACCUUGGUCAGAGGUUUAAUGGGGCGGCCCCUCAACAACUAGAGAACGAAGCCUGGAAAAUGGUACAACUAUGCUGUUUCCCAGAAGAGGUUAGAGCCUUAAAGGCUGGAUCCCCAUUACCUACAGGAAGUCGUCUGAAGCAAUUGAGUCCAGAAUGGGACAAGGAUACUGGUCUUCUGAGAGUAGGCGGAAGAUUGCGAGAAGCAAAUGCCAUUCAGGAGCAAAUGAAACACCCAAUAAUUCUUGAUCCUAAACACCAUAUAACAAAAAUACUUGUUCGACAUACUGAUGUUAAGUUGCUUCACCCCGGACCAGAACGAGUUUUGGCAGAGUUGAGAAGGAGAUACUGGAUUCUCAGAGGCAGAGAAGUUGUCAAAGGACAACAGAGGCAGUGUCAAGAGUGUCAACGUUGGAGUGCAAAUCCAUCCAAUCCCCAGAUGAGAGACCUGCCGGCCGCACGGCUACAACUAUUUAAACCAGUUUUCCAUUGCACUGGAAUUGAUUGUUUCGGGCCUAUGCACAUAAAGGUUGGAAGGAGAACGGAGAAGAGGUGGGGAAUAGUCUACAAGUGCAUGACUGUUGGUGCCGUCCAAUUGGAGCUAUUGGACAGCAUGGACACAGAUGCCUUUCUGUUAUCCCUACGUAGGUUUAUUUCCCGGAGAGGCCAACCGGCUAAGAUAUAUAGUGAUUGUGGUACCAAUUUUAAAAGUGGGGAUAAGAGCCGCCUUCGAUCUGAUGACUGCUAA